AUGGCGGAGUGUGUCCCAACUCCAGACUCACCAGAGCCUCCAUCAGAUGAGGAGUAUCUCCCCGUGGGGAGUGGAGAAGAAGAGGGAGAGAGUGGAGGUAGUGGUGUGCUCAAGGCUCAGACAAAGGAGCACAGUCGGUACAUAAAGCUAAAUGUCGGUGGUGCACUCUUCACUACGACCCUGGGGACACUUCUCAAGGAAGAUAACAUGCUUAGGGCAAUGUUUAGUGGUAGAAUGGAGCUCCAGACUGACGAAGAUGGAUGGGUACUGAUUGAUAGAAGUGGGAAACACUUUGGAUUAAUAUUGAAUUUCCUAAGAGACGGCUCAGUCGCCCUCCCCGAAUCAAAGAAAGAAUGUACCGAGCUCCUAGCUGAAGCAAAAUUUUAUCUUAUCGAUGAUUUAUCGGAUGCUGUUGAGCUCCAACUGGCCAAAUUGAAAGAUGAGUAUGAGCCAGGCUGUAGAGUGCCGGUCAUAACUUCUCCAGAAGAAGAACACCUCAUUGUAUCGUCAUCAAGCAAACCGGUGGUCAAAUUACUGUAUAAUCGUGGCAGCAACAAAUACUCAUAUACGCCAAUAAAAUUUAUAAAAGACAUAGUGGGUCGCGGCGAGAUAUGCUGCUGGGCAUUUUAUGGAAAUGCCCGCAAAGUAGCCGAGGUCUGCUGUGAGUCCAUAGUCUAUGCCACUGAUCGCAAGCACACUAAGAUAGAAUUCCCAGAGGCUAAGAUCCUUGAAGAGACUCUCAAUAUAAUGCUGUAUGAAGGAAUUCGAGGUGAAGACACUGGUAUAGCUCGCACUGCUCAUAUUGAGCCUACGUCUCGGACGCGGCGAAAUAGAACCCCAGAGGGUUUUCUAUCCGAAGAUCAACCAGCUCAGUCGCAACAGUUCCCAUCCUAA
Messenger RNA from Amphimedon queenslandica, 894 nucleotides. Its product is annotated as BTB/POZ domain-containing adapter for CUL3-mediated RhoA degradation protein 3-like. Gene Ontology annotation, molecular function: protein binding. The transcript has 5 exons. Lineage: Eukaryota; Metazoa; Porifera; Demospongiae; Haplosclerida; Niphatidae. Gene Ontology annotation, biological process: protein homooligomerization. Bases 1 to 894 code for a protein of 297 amino acids. The record is from RefSeq and is a predicted model, not a curated record.